This is a messenger RNA of Meriones unguiculatus (Mongolian gerbil), 2195 nucleotides long. It is a transcript of the gene Zfp36l2, whose product is annotated as ZFP36 ring finger protein like 2. Gene Ontology annotation, molecular function: mRNA binding; metal ion binding. The transcript is spliced from 2 exons. The coding region runs from base 269 to 1720 and encodes 483 amino acids. The record is from RefSeq and is a predicted model, not a curated record. NCBI's taxonomy places the organism in Eukaryota, Metazoa, Chordata, Mammalia, Rodentia, Muridae.
UCGCGGGCCUCGGAGUUCCACCAGUCCGCGAGCUGCCAUCGGCUCGCGCGGGGGGCGGGCCGGGGCGCCGAGCCGCGCUCUCGCUUCUCCUCUGCCCCCCACUCCGCGCCGCGGCCUCCUCCCUCCUCGCCGGCCCCGCAAGCAAACUUUCCGUCCCUCCCCGCCCCUCGCCCGUUAUCCGUCUCGGCUCCAGCCGGUCCGCGCCGCGCCGAGAGCUCCUCCCAAGCUCCCCCGCUUGCAGUGCCGACCAACACAGGACCCGGGAAAAAUGUCGACCACACUUCUGUCCGCCUUCUACGAUAUCGACUUCUUGUGCAAAACGGAGAAAUCCCUGGCCAACCUCAAUCUGAACAACAUGCUGGACAAGAAGGCGGUGGGGACGCCCGUGGCCGCUGCCCCUAGCUCGAGCUUCACCCCGGGCUUCCUGCGACGCCAUUCGGCCAGCAACCUCCACGCGCUCGCACACCCCGCGCCCAGUCCGGGCAGCUGCUCGCCCAAGUUCCCGGGCGCCCCUAACGGCGGCAGCUGCGCCUCCGCGGGCGCGGGCGGCCCGUCCUCCUACGGCCAGCUCAAGGAGCCCUCGGGGGGCGGCGGCACGGCGCUGGGCACCAAGGAGAGCAAGUUCCGAGACCGCUCGUUCAGCGAGAACGGCGAGCGCAGCCAGCACCUCCUGCACCUGCAGCAGCAGCAGCAGAAGGGGGGCAGCGGCUCCCAGAUCAACUCGACGCGCUACAAGACGGAGCUGUGCCGGCCCUUCGAGGAGAGCGGCACGUGCAAGUACGGCGAGAAGUGCCAGUUCGCGCACGGCUUCCACGAGCUGCGCAGCCUCACCCGGCACCCCAAGUACAAGACGGAGCUGUGCCGCACCUUCCACACCAUCGGCUUCUGCCCCUACGGCCCCCGCUGCCACUUCAUCCACAACGCGGACGAGCGGCGGCCCGCGCCGUCGGGGGGCGCCUCCGGGGACCUGCGAGCCUUGGGCGCACGCGACGCGCUGCACCUGGGCUUCGCCCGGGAGCCGCGGCCCAAGCUGCACCACAGCCUCAGUUUCUCCGGCUUCCCGUCGGGCCACCACCAGUCGCCGGGGGGGCUGGAGUCGCCGCUGCUGCUCGACAGCCCCACGUCGCGCACGCCGCCGCCGCCGCCCCCCUGCUCCUCGGCCUCGUCCUGCUCCUCCUCCGCCUCUUCGUGCUCCUCCGCCUCGGCGGCCUCCACGCCCUCGGGCGCCCCGACGUGCUGCGCCUCGGCGGCGGCGGCCGCCGCGGCCGCGCUGCUCUACGGGCCCGGGGGCGCCGACGACCUGCUGCCCCCCGGGCCCCCCUGCGCCUCCUGCUCGGGCACCUCGUGCGCCAACAACGCCUUCGCCUUCGGCCCGGAGCUGAGCAGCCUCAUCACGCCGCUUGCCAUCCAGACCCACAGCUUCGCCGCCGCGGCCGCCGCCUACUACCGCAGCCAGCAGCAGGGCCUGGCGGGGCCCGCGCCGCCCCCCGGCCCGACCCCCGCGCCGCCCUCGCCGCCCUUCGGCUUCCAGCUGCCGCGCCGUCUGUCGGAAUCGCCCGUGUUCGACGCGCCCCCCAGCCCCCCGGACUCGCUGUCGGACCGCGACAGCUACCUGAGCGGCUCGCUGAGCUCAGGCAGCCUCAGCGGCUCCGAGUCCCCCAGCCUGGACCCCGGCCGGCGCCUGCCCAUCUUCAGCCGCCUCUCCAUCUCCGAUGACUGAGGCAAGGGGGCGCCCGCGAGGGGUUGGGAGAGGCGCUGCAGGGGCCACCGGGCGGGGGUGACCGCCGCAGCCCGACCUACGGGCCGCCCAGCACUUGGACUCGAACUGUGCUGGGAGGGACCCCGCCCCUUCCCUUUCGGUUUUCUCUUUUUUUCCUUUUUUUUUUUUUUAAUUUUUAUUACAAGGUUUCAUUCUUGUUGAAAUAAAAGCCAACGGACUUUUUGUAUGAAUGAACAAAAUACAACAGGGCGGUUGUGAUGCGGAUAGAACAAAAGAUGCCAAACACUUGUUUAGGUCUCAGAUGAGUUUGAAACUCUAGUUGAAGAGUCAGCCCAGCACCAGCAGCUACCCGCCACCAUUCCAUCUCUCACUUGAAAGCCUUAGUUACAGUCCAGAUGUGAUAACUCUUAACCUUGGAAGGGGUUCCUGAUGUUUGUCUCAGACCAGUGUGAGCCAGCUGGCUGCCACCUCCCUA